GUCGAUUUUGGAAAACGAAGAUAGUCCAGGGCAGGAGCGGCGAUGUUCGCGGCCCAGUCCAGUUCAGCCACAUCCCGGUCCUAGAGCCCAAACCCCACACUCCGCCCUUUCUAACACUCUCUCCCGCCACCGCCACAGCCACGCCCAACGCUGCUUGCUGCUCCAUUUUGAGACGGCCGUUACCCCAAUCAGGCAAAGCUCAAAUGUUAGCCCUCUCACUGAAAUCCCGCCUGACUCAGGCCCUAACACAGACCUCCUUCCGGUCUCCGGCAGCCCCAUCUGCCACCGUAUUCUCCCUCCUCUCCUCGCCCUUCUCCUCCAAGCAGCGGAGCAAAGGCGACGACGGAGACACUCCCGAUGCCGUUUCGCUCUUCAACAGGGACCCGGACAGCCCUCCUCGCCUGUUCGUCGUCCAGCCCCGUCUGCGCCCUGAUACUUUCCUCCAAGCCAAGCUCAAUGAAGCCCUUUGCCUCGCCAAUUCCCUGGAGGAGCAGCGUGAAGGCUACUUCAGAACUGAUUUCUUCGAUAAAGAACUCCCUCCCCAUGUGAUUGUCCAGAACCCAAUUCUCAGAUCCUCCAGCGCUCAUGCAGUUUGACAUUUUGCAGAUACUUAUUUUGGGUCUGGAACGGUUAAAGAUAUUAAGAUUCAUUUAAAUGCUUCUGAGACCAAGGGGGAUGAAGUGGAUGCCGUGUUUGUAAACUCUAUUUUAAGUGGAGUACAACAAAGGAAUCUGGAGCGUGCCUGGGAGAAGCCUGUGCUAGACCGAGUUGGUCUUAUCAUAGAGAUUUUUAACGCUCACGCCCAUACAAGGGAGGCAAAGCUACAGGCUGAAUUAGCAGCUCUUAUGUACAUGAAAAGUAGGCUAGUUCGUGCGAGAAAUGCUGAUGGUCGCUUUACGUUUGGAGCAAGUGGAGAAGCUGAGGUUGUUAGCGCUCGAGGGAGAGGAAGUGGAGGACAAGGCUUUAUGAGUGGUGCAGGAGAAACCGAACUUCAUCUUCAACGCAGAAGAAUAUUGGAGCGCCGAAGCCGGUUGCUGUCUCAGAUUGAGGAGGUUCGUCGUACUCGAGCUUUGCAUCGUGCUGCUCGUAAGAGGCAUGGUGCAGUUGGCAAUCAACGUUUAACUACUGUUGCUGUUGUAGGGUACACAAACGCUGGGAAGUCUACAUUGGUUAGUGCCCUUUCAAACAGUGACCUUUAUAGUGAUUCUAGGUUGUUUGCAACACUAGAUCCAAGACUAAAAAGCGUGAUUCUUCCUUCAGGGAGGAAGGUGCUUCUUAGUGAUACUGUUGGGUUCAUAUCUGAUCUCCCUAUACAGUUGGUUCAAGCUUUCCAUGCGACUUUGGAAGAAGUUGUUGAAGCAGACCUCCUUCUGCAUGUAAUAGACAGCACAGCUCCUAAUCUGGAGGAGCAUCGCACUACAGUGUUGCAAGUUCUUCAACAGAUUGGAGUGUCUGAAGAGAAGCUUCAGAAUAUGGUUGAGGUCUGGAACAAGAUCGAUUAUGAAGAUGAGGAGUUAGAUGCUGGUAGAUAUCUUGAUGAAGGAGAAUAUGAUGAUGAUGCUAAUGAUGAUGCUAGCCAUUCCUCUGUUGAAGAAGACCCCGGAACCAGUAGUCUAACAAGUGUGGAAGAUGGGGAAGGAUGUGUGGAAGAGGGCUUGAAAAUAGAGGAAGAAGAUCCUCUCUCUGAUGGAUGGUUGUUGUCGGAAGAAGACCAGGAGAUGGAGGAAGACAAAUGGCUAGAGUCUUUGAAUGGCCAAGAACAAAGCCAUGCAUCAAACGACUUGACCACGGCACAAAAGAUUUUGAAAACACAAGCUGAGCAAGGUCCCCAUCUGAAGAUAUCAGCUCUGACAGGAGUGGGCUUGCAAGAAUUGUUGGAACUAAUUGAUGGAAGGCUGAAGACCGAGGAUGACAAGUUCAAAAGGCAGAAUGCAGUUGAACCAGGUUUCUAUGACCGGAAAUGGCGACCUCCCCGAGAUGAGGAUGCGGACAUGGCAGUGUAAAAGUACAACAACCAACAAUGUACAACAACAGGCGUUUGCCUUGUAAAACCAUUUUCGGAUCCCAAGCCAAGUGAAGCAAUCUGAUGGCAAUGAAAGCUUCAACGACCACAGUUUUCUUCCAGAUCACCGUUAGUGAUGAAUGGAUUGACAGGAGUCAUAGAAACUUGUAUCAGGGGGUGGGAAAUAUUUGCUAUUUUAUUGCGGAAGGUACAAAGGUGGGGAGGAAUGAAAUGUGCUGUGUUCAAGUAAUAAGCAAUCCAGUCCCACGAAUAUGGUAGUGAUGGUCUGUCAUGCUUCUCAGUUUGGUUACAUUGAGCUGGCUUGUCAUGUAAACUUCUUUGAGAGGGGAUUAUUAACAACAGACAGUUAAGUUGGCAAUUUGUAUGUAGCCAUUUGGCAGUGCACGCCGACCCCAUAUCUGGAGUCUCAAAACAUGCCCUGAAUAUCAUCGGUGAUUCCCGAACUCGGUUACUCGAGUCUUUGG
Molecule: messenger RNA, 2487 nt
Organism: Linum tenue
Lineage: Eukaryota; Viridiplantae; Streptophyta; Magnoliopsida; Malpighiales; Linaceae
Source: the annotation of a GenBank genome assembly